AUGGGUCACCCCGCAGGUCUCCGUGCUGGUACGAGAUACGCCUUCUCUCGGAAUUUCCGGGAGAAGGGUAUGAUCAGGCUCUCGACCUACUUGAAGACGUACAAGGUCGGCGAUAUUGUCGAUAUCAAGGUCAACGGUGCCGUCCAGAAGGGUAUGGCGCACAAGGUCUACCACGGCAAGACUGGCGUUAUUUACAACGUCACCAAGUCGGCGGUCGGCAUCAUCAUCUACAAGAAGGUCAAGCACCGUUACCUCGAGAAGCGUCUCAACAUCCGGAUCGAGCACAUCCAGCCCUCGCGGUCAAGGGACGACUUCCUGCGCCGCGUUAAGCAGAACGCCGAGCUGAAGAAGAAGGUCAAGGUUGAGGGCCAGCCAGUGCAGCUCAAGAGACAGCCCGCUAUGCCCCGCGAGGCGCGGACGAUCUCGAUCAAGGACAACAAGCCGGAGACGGUCGCCCCUGUUGCGUACGAGACCACGAUUUAA
Molecule: messenger RNA, 483 nt
Organism: Chaetomium globosum CBS 148.51
Lineage: Eukaryota; Fungi; Ascomycota; Sordariomycetes; Sordariales; Chaetomiaceae
Product: 60S ribosomal protein L21
Exons: 3
Coding region: 1-483 (160 amino acids)
Biological process (GO): translation
Cellular component (GO): ribosome; cytosolic large ribosomal subunit
Molecular function (GO): structural constituent of ribosome
Source: RefSeq, a predicted model, not a curated record